AUGCAGGCAGGGAAGUGGUGAGGACGGGUCUGAUCACGGGAAUGAAGGGCGGGUGAGGCUGCAGUCGGACAGAUCACCCAGGCUGUAUUCUCCUUGCAGGUCGUUGAGUAGGACGCCCACGAGAGCAACACACGAACAGGCGGGCAGGAGUCGGCGUCCCCUGGUUCCUUCUGGGUCGGCUGUCGUGGUGGAAAAAGUGGCGCCCCCGCGGCUAGCAGCGGCCGGGGGCUUGAGCGGUGAGUCUCCAACUGCAUCACACACAGGAAGCUUACUUGGAUGUUUAAGAUCUCUGUUAGAUUCAUGGUCUGGGGACGGGGGGUCUCCGACACAGUUUGAGAAAGUGUGGGUUGCGGACGGCGGUCGGGCAACAGGGGUGAAGGACGCAGCGUCAGCGGAGCCGAAGGGGGGUGAGGGCACCGCAGGGACGGGUCAAGGAGCGACGUGUGACGUGGGUGAGCAUGUCGUUCUCGGCGGGGAAGUAACGGAUGCGGCGCGGCAAAACGUGCAUGUGUCUUUUGCGGGACCGCUGGGGUGCCACUUAAAGGUGGAAGUUAAGGAUAAAAUUUGGAAAGGGGAAUUCGUGGAAAUAUUUUCCCUGCUUCCCCUGGAGGAGUUUUUAGAUUUGAAAGAAGAGGAUAAAAAGGAUGCGAAAAAGGAAGAGGAGGAAAAGAAGCGGAGGUAUCGGAAGAUACCCAAGUCUUUUGGGAACUGGUUGAGGGCUUUUUGUAUCUUGGCGAGCGUGAUCGGGGAAAAAUACCCGGAUCGCUGUUCGCAGCUUUUUUGUUAUUUAGACGGGAUAGGGGACGCAUAUCGGACCUAUGGGGGUUUAGCAUGGUGGAAAUAUGACGAACAAUUUCGUCAGCGAUUGGCGGCAAACCCGUCCAUGCGGUGGGACCAGAUGGACUUGCCUUUGUGGAUGAGGCUGAUGAUGGCACAGAAAAGUGCCCCCUUUCUCGGAGCGGCCGGCACGGGCUCAGGUACCGUGUCGGCAGGUCAGAAGAAAGGUUUCUGCUGGCUCUACAAUGAGGGCCAAUGCAAGUGGGGUGCAUCUUGCAGAUUUAAGCACGAGUGCUCCGGUUGCGGGGGUAAUCACGGAGUUUCCAGGUGCUUCCGAAAAGGUAAGCCGAACUUGGGAGGAGGGGUUGUCGGCACAUCAACAGCUGCGGCUGCAGCUGGGAGCGUCGCCGGUGAAGGUAAGCGCGAUGCUGCCUUGGUUAAAACUAUACGAUAAUCAGGAGGUGGCAAAGUUUUUACGGCUGGGUUUUACAGAGGGUUUCAGGAUUCCGUUUCAAGAAAGGGCUGCGGGUGGGUUAUGUAAAAACCUUCGGUCAGUGGGGGAACAUCCGAGCAUAG
Pelobates cultripes (western spadefoot toad) is the source of this 1353-nucleotide messenger RNA. Lineage: Eukaryota; Metazoa; Chordata; Amphibia; Anura; Pelobatidae. The record is from the annotation of a GenBank genome assembly.